Molecule: messenger RNA, 939 nt
Organism: Trichosurus vulpecula (common brushtail)
Lineage: Eukaryota; Metazoa; Chordata; Mammalia; Diprotodontia; Phalangeridae
Product: olfactory receptor 15-like
Exons: 1
Coding region: 1-939 (312 amino acids)
Biological process (GO): G protein-coupled receptor signaling pathway
Cellular component (GO): membrane
Molecular function (GO): olfactory receptor activity; G protein-coupled receptor activity
Source: RefSeq, a predicted model, not a curated record
AUGGGAGGGGCUGACAACAGCUCCUUUAAAGGUUUCAUCUUGAUUGGUAUCUCUGACCACCCUGAGCUAGAGAUGAUCUUUUUUGUUGUUAUCCUGUUCUGCUACUUGUUAACUUUGCUGGGCAACUUGACCAUUAUCCUAAUAUCAUGCCUGGAUGCCCGGCUUCACACACCCAUGUAUUUUUUCCUCAGUAAUCUCGCCUCUGUUGACCUUGCUUAUACCACAAGUGUAGUCCCUCAGAUGCUGUUCAAUCUGUGGGGCCCAGAUAAAACCAUCAGCUAUGGGGGCUGUAUAACCCAGCUAUAUGUCUUCCUCUGGCUGGGUGCCACUGAGGGCAUCCUCUUGGUUGUGAUGGCAUUUGAUCGCUUUGCAGCUGUGUGCUGGCCCCUGCACUACAUGAGCACCAUGAACCCUCGGAUUUGCUGGCAGUUAGCCUCUACUGCCUGGCUAGCUGGCCUGGGGAAUUCCCUAAUUCAGUCAACAUUCACUCUGCAGCUCCCUUUUUGUGGACACCAGGAGAUCAACAGUUUCCUCUGUGAAGUGCCACCUCUAAUCAAAUUGGCCUGUGGUGACACAAGCCUCAAUGAGGCUUUACUCACUGGUGUCUGUGCCUUCUUCACUGCAGUGCCCCUGAGCAUCAUCCUCAUCUCCUAUGGUUACAUUGCCCAGGCUGUCCUGAAGAUUCCCUCAGCUGAAGGCCGGCAUAAGGCCUUCAAUACCUGUGGCUCCCAUUUGAUAGUAGUAUUCCUCUUCUAUGGCUCAGCUAUUUAUGCCUACCUACUGCCAGCCAAGAGUAGUUCCCAAGAUCGAGGGAAAUUCAUCACUCUCUUUUAUUCGGUAGUUACAGCCAUGGUGAAUCCCCUAAUCUACACUCUGAGGAACAAGGAGGUCAAGGGGGCACUAAGGAAGUUUUUGGGAAAAUGGAGGGAGGAAUGGUGA